AUGCUGAUUGGCAACGUGUCUAUCAUUGUUGUUGUUGUUAUUGCGUUUUAUCCUUCAGCUGAUUUCUACCAUGCUUCAACCUAUGUGGAGAUGUUUGAUGCCUCCCCCAAAGUCUCUCUUCAAUGUGAGUUUCAAGUGCUAGAUGUAAUAUCUGGAUCGGGUGAAAACAACUCUUUCCAACUGAUCAUCAAACCAAUCUUGAUCGAUUUCAAAGAGCUGACCGAAUUGAAGCUCACCGUAAUUGUCGAACGGUUUGAGAAGUAUUUUGCGUGGACAAAUAUGACCAUGGAUUUCAAAUUUUUCCCCAAUGUCAUUGGUUUGUUUCCAACUGAAGCACAGACUGUCAAUUCCAGCACACACAAGAAAUUUUUCACCAGAGUUGAUGAGACCUAUAAAUGCGAAUCCAGGAUUCCCAUCCCAAUGGGACCGCACGUGACAAUCGUGUUCUCAGACAUGACGUUCCAAGCAUUUGAAGCCGAAACUGACCCACCAGCCAAUCGACAACAAGAUGUUCGAUCGAAACGUCUACACCACCCGGGCAGUAACCGAACCAAUGUGACCGCAUGCGAUGCCCUGGGAACCGACGGGACGCAGGAGCUAUUGGCUCCGGGACCACUGACUCGUAUUGUGACCAUGUGUCGUGAAGACUUGACCCAGUUGUGUACCCUGAUCGAAUUUCGCGGGCAUCUGCAUGUGUUCUAUCCACUGGAUGCGAAUGAGACUGGAUGUCACACGGUUCCACUUGACAUACGAUCUGCCUCGGAACGCGAAGCAUCUGGACCAUACACAUCCGGACCGAAUCAGUUCCAAUCGAUUGGACGCGGCGGAAAUCAAUCAGAUACCGCGGGGAAUCCUGUAGAGCCUGAGGUCGAACGUGUGCUGACCACCGGCGAGGACUGUUGCACAAUAUAUACCCGAUGUUUUAUCAUACCCCUGGGCAAAACACUCGAAGAUCCUUUGUACGGAUGGCGUUUACAUUUGACCUGGGAACGAACCCCCGAGGCGUACGAAUUCGGUGAGGUCGGUUGGAGCAGUGUGGGUGCACCAAUUGGCAGUUUGUCUGGCGUGUACGAUCUGGUUCAAGUUCACUUAACCUACCGGUUGAGCGAGAAGGCCGGAUUUCCCUCUUUACCGUUCAAUUUGAAUGAUCAGCUAUUCUCGGUCAGUAGUUUCGCGCGCGAACGUUUUCAAGCACGUGUGGGCGACUAUUAUGAGUGCAUAUCCACAACCAAUAUUGUGCUGGAACCAAAUGCCAAUGACACUGUGUUCGCAUGGGAAGAGAAGAGUGUGGAGAUGGAGCCCACACUUCAACUGCCCGGAUUUCGUGUGAUUUUGACCAUGACAGACGUUCGAUCGCAAGCAUUCGCGGAUGUGAAUGUGCCCGAGUUUACCGGAGCUAGUGAGUGA
Molecule: messenger RNA, 1407 nt
Organism: Echinostoma caproni
Lineage: Eukaryota; Metazoa; Platyhelminthes; Trematoda; Plagiorchiida; Echinostomatidae
Source: the annotation of a GenBank genome assembly